AAAGUUGGCAUCAUUUCCAAUUAACAUGUAUUUUUUAAGGAUCCGGUAGUUUUGUUAUUUGUUUUCGUGUUUUUUAUUCCUAGAGAUGAAUUAAAAUUAAUCUGUUGAUUUAAAAAGAUUUUUGGAUGUUUCUUUAAUUAAGUUUUUACGGCUAUACUUUAUAAUUUCCAAGACUUCAUACGAUUUGUAAUUGUUACUGAUUAGUCACCAUAUAAGGAUGGUAAACAACAAAUCAAAACAUCCAAAUUAUUCAUUUUUAUUGAGCAUUUAGACUUCUAGGUGUUGAUAGUUUCAGAAUGGGUCCGAAAAAUGGGAAAAAAGAAGUUAGAAUUUUGCUUGUGGGUGAUCCUGGUGUAGGAAAGACUUCUCUAAUUUUGUCUCUUGUGAGUGAAGAAUUUCCUGAAGAUGUUCCACCAAGAGCAGAAGAAAUCACAAUACCAGCUGAUGUUACCCCAGAGAAGGUUCCUACUAAUAUUGUGGAUUACUCUGCUCAAGAGCAAACCGAGGAGUCCCUCAUCACGGAAAUUCAUAGGGCAAAUGUUAUCUGUGUUGUGUAUGCUGUGGAUGACGAUGAUACCAUUGACAGGAUAACUUCCCAUUGGUUGCCUUUUAUUCAAGAACAGCUUGGUGAACAUCAUCUUAUUCCUAUAGUGCUAGUAGGAAAUAAAAUAGAUUUAGUAGACUAUAGUUCUUUAGAGAUUAUUCUUCCUAUAAUGAAUCAGUAUGCUGAAAUAGAAUCAUGUGUGGAAUGUUCUGCAAAGACUUUGAGGAACAUUUCAGAAUUAUUUUAUUACGCACAAAAAGCUGUUUUACAUCCAACUACUCCACUGUAUGUUACAGAAACUAGAGAUCUUACAGAGAAGUGCAAAAAAGCUUUGACUAGAAUUUUUAAGAUUUGUGAUUAUGACAAUGAUGGGAUUCUUAGUGAUUACGAACUAAAUCAAUUUCAAAGACGUUGUUUUGGUACUCCCUUGCAACCUCAUGCCUUGGAUGAUGUCAAAUGUGUUGUUGGAAAAAACACAACGGAUGGCAUUAAAAAUGAUGGUCUGACAUUAAGUGGUUUUCUUUUCCUGCACAUUUUGUUUAUUCAAAGAGGUCGACAUGAAACAACUUGGACCGUGUUAAGGAAGUUCGGUUAUGAUGACAAUAUUAACCUUUCAAGAGAAUAUUUGUGCCCUAGGUUGGUGGUUCCUCCUGGAUGCACUACAGAGCUCAGUCAUCAAGGUUACCAUUUUUUAACAACAUUAUUCGAAAAAUAUGACCAGGACAAAGAUGGAUGCCUAUCUCCAGAAGAGGUUUCAGAUCUUUUUAGUACAUGUCCAGUGAUUGCUUGGGGACCUGAAAUUGUGAAUGUUGUACCAACCAAUGAUGUUGGUUGGAUUACUCUGCAAGGGUACCUGGCACAGUGGACGCUAAUUGCAGCUAUUGAUGUGAAUAGAUUAAUGGAAUUUUUAGCUUACUUAGGAUAUAUUGCAAAUGCUGAUGAGAAUCAAUUAUCUGCCAUAAUAGUUACUCGUGAGAAAAAACUUGACCUUCAACGGAGGCAGACCAGCAGAAAUGUGUUUCACUGCCAAGUGGUUGGACCUCAAGGUGCUGGAAAGACAUCUUUUAUGCAAGGCUUCAUUGGUAAGACGCUUCAGUUGCAGGCAUCCAUUAAUAAAGCUGAGCUCACUCCCUAUACAAUAAAUUCAUUGCAAGUAUAUGGACAAGAAAAAUAUGUUCUUAUGCACGAAGUAGACAUAUUUGGCAUGAAUGACACAUUGACUCCUCCGGAACUCUAUUGUGAUGUUGUAUGCUUGAUGUAUGAUGCUAGUCACUGCCGUUCAUUUGAGUAUGUUGCUAGAAUAUUUAUGAAAUAUUUUGCUGAUAGUAAAGUUCCAGUUUUAGUUGUUGGAUCAAAGUGUGAUCUGCCCACAGCUGUACAAGACUAUGGAAUGCAACCUUUGCAAUUCUGUGCAAGACACAAACUUCCACCCCUACAAGCAUUUACAGCCAAUGGUGCUAUUCGCAAAGAUGCAUAUAUUAAGCUUGCCACUAUGGCUGCAUAUCCUGUCUACAAACCUGCUUGGAAGCUGUUGUGUCAGUCAAGGCACUUGCCGAUGGCACAAGACUCGACAAUGUGGGUGAAAGCUGGACUUGGAAUGGCCGCAGUUGCCUUUAUCAGUUUAUUUCUUGUUAAAAUCAUAAAAGCAGCAUCAGAUAAUAGGUAGCAGCGGAUGUAACCUUAAAAUGGCUGAAGUUAAACCUGCAUGACUUGAAAACUUGUCACAUAAGUUUUAGAGUGGACUCUUAACGUUUGGAAGGUUUUUUUCUUUCUUUUUUCAGGCUGUGAUGUGAAUGCCUGAAAUUUGGACUUUGAGGGGUGUAACUGUGAAAAGGAAAUAAAUUAGAAUGUCUGUCCUGUAUUUAUUUAUUGUAGGCGUCAACUCUAGGCGAUGAAUUCGGUGGCUUGUAAAUAUGAGGCAUUGUUUAAAAAAAAUCACUGAAAAAUGUUAAGCUGUAAACAUUUAAUACCAUGGUGUUCAAUUUGCAGUCUUUUUUUAUUGCUGUUCAAUGCUGCCAAUUUUUUUAAAUGCUGCCAAAAUAUUUGCAAUCUUAAGACAUAAAAAAUUAUUGCAUUGUUGAAGAAAUUUUUUUUUAAUAACCUUAUUGCCGGAAAAGCUACAUAUCACUUGUGAAAUGUAUCUUUGCAAUACAAAUUUGCUUAAAGAGCGCAUACAUUAAUUAUCAUUUUACCUGAGUUAAUUUUAGUUUUUAAUCUUUUCACUAUUAGUUUAAACUUAAUACCCUUCAAUAAAUUUAAAUGUUUUUUUUUCUUCUUCAUAUAUCUAGGGAUAGAAAUUAAGAAAAUUUAGUCACUGGUUUGUGGACCCGUGACUAAAAGAUAUUACUAAUUUAAACACAUUUUCACUGAUCACUUUGCAUGUCUGUAUUAGAUUAUUUGUCUAAAAAAAUUAAAUUAAGUGAAUUUAAAUGAAAAAUUACAGUAAGGAGAAUGUGUAAUAAUCUACUUUGUGACAAUAAAAAAGACCAAACCAGCGUACCAUUCCCUUGCAUUGAUUGCUGGUUCGGGGACCA
Molecule: messenger RNA, 3078 nt
Organism: Parasteatoda tepidariorum (common house spider)
Lineage: Eukaryota; Metazoa; Arthropoda; Arachnida; Araneae; Theridiidae
Gene: Miro
Product: mitochondrial Rho GTPase
Biological process (GO): mitochondrion organization
Cellular component (GO): mitochondrial outer membrane
Molecular function (GO): GTPase activity; calcium ion binding; GTP binding
Source: RefSeq, a predicted model, not a curated record